This is a messenger RNA of Anarrhichthys ocellatus (wolf-eel), 3207 nucleotides long. Its product is annotated as E3 ubiquitin/ISG15 ligase TRIM25. Gene Ontology annotation, molecular function: zinc ion binding; protein binding. Lineage: Eukaryota; Metazoa; Chordata; Actinopteri; Perciformes; Anarhichadidae. The transcript has 7 exons. The record is from RefSeq and is a predicted model, not a curated record. Bases 40 to 2316 code for a protein of 758 amino acids.
CAUCGCGGAAACAGUAAAUAAACGUCAGCCAAAAACAAAAUGGGAGCCACGUUGGACACCCCGGCGAGGUGUCCCCUCUGCGACGAGCUGACCGGGGACCCCGUCACUCUCAAAUGUAACCACCGGUUCUGCCAACGGUGUAUCGGGGACCUGUGGAGUAUUUCCCCGACAGGCCCGUACCACUGUCCGGAGUGGAGGUGUACAACAGUGUACCAGACUCUUCCGUUUGACAGCAGACUGUCUCCCGCCAGCAGUCGAUGGGCUCCGCCUCGCAGCGCUGCAGGCACAUCGGGUGAUGAUGAACAAAAUACUUCUAAUCCCACAUUGGGGAGGCCCUCACUCACCGGCCGACUUCUCGGCAAGAGAAAAGCCAGCACACCUGUAUCAGAGCAACCUGACACAAAACGAUCAACUGGGGAGUCUCCCCGCGAGCGCUCCAGUGAUACCGAGACUCCCACCACUUCCUUCUCGUUCAAACCCUUGCAGCCUACGCGUGUGGAGACAUCCAAGAAAGCAGGGCACCCAGAAUCCACAAAGUCUGAGCGCGGCGAUGGCACGUCCUCCAGUGACACCUCUGACAGCAAGGCAGUGCCUGCAAGUGAUGUGCCUCCAGACAUCUCAAUCCAGCAGAACCAGCCUAAACCGGUAGAUAUGAUCUCAUUGGAUGACUCAGACACCUCCAAUGAAGUAGAUCUAUGUGAUGCGCCUGCUCUUGCAACUCCAAAGAAGGACACACAAGUGACAGGAGUUCUUGCAUCGCCAAUGAAACCUGCCACAUCUGCCAACUCUGAUUCUUUCCCUGGAUUUUCAACUCCAGGUAAAGGUACGUCUCCUGUACACCAUGGCAGCAACUCUCCCCUGAUAUCCAGCAAACAUCCUGCCGAUGCCCCAAGAUUUCCAAGUCGCGUUGGCAUCUUCCCCCGGUCAGAGGACAAAAAUGUCAGCCCUGUGCCCUGCCAUUAUUGCCCUAAAACUAGGUGUCAGUCCGCUGUCAAGACCUGUCUGGUGUGCGGCGCUUCCAUGUGUACGGAACACCUGCGUCCUCACCUGGACUCCCCCGUCUUCCAGAAUCAUACCUUGGUUCCUCCCAUGGAGGAUUUUUCUCCCUGGAGGUGUCAGGAGCACCAGGAGAUAAACCGCAUCUACUGUCGGCAGUGCGGAGUGUGUGUGUGCACGGUGUGCACCGUCAUUGGCUCGCACCGCGACCACACCUGCAUCAGCAUCAGGGAGGCAGAGAGAGAGCUCAGGGUGAACCUAAAAGAAGAAAUCAAGCAACUGCAGGAGGCUGAAGAGGAAGUGAAGAACAGGGCGACUGAACUCACUCAGAAGAAAGAGACCUUCGGUGUGGUUUUAAGUGAGGCUCGAGCAGGAGUGCAGCAGCAGUACAGAGCCAUCAGAGAGGCCCUGGAGCAGGAGGAGCAAUCGGCUCUCCAGUGUGUGACGAAGGAGGAAGGCAGAGUUCUGGGGGGACUAGAGGAGGAACUCGGCCACCUCCGGAGCUCCCUGCAAUCCAUGCAACAGGGACUCCACACCCUGGAGGGGUUGGCUGAUGCCAAAGGAGACAAACGCAUUCAGGACCAGCUCUUCAUUAUGGAAUACAGCAAGGUAGCCCAACUGACUAGUAACAUUGGGAGCUGUGUGGACCAGUUCAAGGCUCCAGAGGAAGUGGAUCGCGCCCGGCUCAGAUGUCUGCAGAGUUGGACUGAGAAACGUCUGGACUCAGUCGUCAUCACUGUGCCAGGCAAAUCCAGAGACCUCUACAGACUGCGCUAUGGUACCGCCCUCUUCUUGGAUGCAGAUACUGCCCAUCCCAAGCUGCAGCUGUCCGAUAACGACAGGAGGGUGACCUACAGCGAAGCCCAGCAGGCCUACACCGAUCACGAUGCUCGAUUCAGCUCCUUUCCACAGGUCCUGGCCUCCCGUUCACUGGAGAAGGGGUGCUGGUACUGGGAGGUGAACGUGCCAGGGGAUGAGGGCCGCUGGAAGGUGGGGCUGUGUGAGAGUCAGAUAGAGAGGAAAGGCCAAAAGGACAACUCUCGUCUGGGCUUCAACUCGCAUUCCUGGUGCCUGGCCUGUGACCGAAAGAAGGUGGAAGCUCUGCAUAACAAGGUGGCGGUUCCUGUGGAUGGCGACGGGCUGCAGAGGGUGGGAGUGUUGCUCGAAUUUGAGGAGGGCAUUUUAUCAUUCUUUAAUGUGACACCAGGGGGCAGUCUAGCUUUAAUGCAUUCCUACAAGCACAGGUUUACUGACCCUCUGUACCCAGCGUUCUCUGUGUCGAAAACACACCUGGCCAUCUGUGAUCUGUUUGAGUCAUAAACCACGCAUUACUCACAUCACUUGUGAUGGAAAUGUACAGGAUACAUGAAAGUGCUGUGCCUUUUUAUGUGAAAAGCAGUUAAUCAUUUAAAAAAUAUAUAAUCAGUAAAUUGUUAGGAGAUGAUAGUUAUGCACUGCAUAUAAUGCUCUACUUUUACAAAAAAUCCUCAAAUGUGAUUUUAUAUUAUAGUACUGGACCAUACAAGGUCCAUUCAUUGUACACAAUACAUGCAGCGUUCCAAAAAGUAGCAGCAUAGUUUUUGUUACUGGAUUUUAGAUUUCAUUUAAGAUUGUCGAUAAACAAAUGUGUAAGUUUUUACAUGAGUUCAUGUAAUCAGUGCGGACCAAUACAAAGUUGUCUUAGAUAAUGUUUCCAUUUUCAGAAUGUUUUUAAAAUUCUCCAAAUGUUCUUUGUCUUGUCUGUUGUCUUUUUACAGUAAUAAAAGUCAGAGUUUUGAAAGCAAAGUAAAACUUGCGUUACGCCUUGCCUAUUUGCGUUUAAAUGGAAACACCUGUGUGUCAGGUGACAGUUGUUGUGCUAACUUUGAACUCUCACUGCCCCUGCAGCCUGUGAGCUUUACUGACAAACACUGCCUUUGCCAAAAACUACUUACAGCCCCACAGUUUGCAAACUAAGGCUCAUUUAUUCUGACUGGGGGUCUGUGUGGUUGACGUCAUUGAGGGGGAUCAAAGUGGUGUUUACAUAAACCCCUUCUGGGUGAUUGGUAGAGCACCAGCAUGCCAGUGGUUCAGGGACAGCUGGCCAAUGAUCAAGGUGGAUCCAAACUUGUUGACUAAUUCAGUAGCUUAAAGUCCUCGGGAUCGAUGGUGGCAAAUGUAAUCUAACUGAAAAGGACUGAAUAAAGGAAAGCUCAGUGGUAGAGCUUUGUA